UUUAAAAAAAAAUUAUGGAUUAUCUUUGGAAAUACCUGAAAUGCCAGAUUCAACUAUACAAGAAGAUGUAUGUGUCUUUUGUGCACAUCCAUCUCAGAAUAAGAAUGGAAUAGUAGAAUCACUACUUUGUUGUAAAGAUUGUAAAGUUAAAGCCCAUCCAAGUUGUAUGGAUUAUACUCCAGAACUUGCCGCAAGAUCAAGAAUGGGACCUUGGCAAUGUAUAUAUUGUAAAAGUUGUGCAGUUUGUAAUGGUUCUGGAAAUGGAGUAAGUAAAUAUUAUUGCUCUUGUGUAAAUUUUACUUAAUUUUUUAUUAUUUAAUUAA
Centruroides sculpturatus (bark scorpion) is the source of this 323-nucleotide messenger RNA. Its product is annotated as zinc finger protein neuro-d4-like. The transcript is spliced from 2 exons. The record is from RefSeq and is a predicted model, not a curated record. The coding region runs from base 41 to 304 and encodes 87 amino acids. NCBI's taxonomy places the organism in Eukaryota, Metazoa, Arthropoda, Arachnida, Scorpiones, Buthidae.